Messenger RNA from Tyto alba (common barn owl), 1401 nucleotides. Its product is annotated as poly(A) polymerase gamma-like. The transcript has 10 exons. The record is from RefSeq and is a predicted model, not a curated record. Gene Ontology annotation, molecular function: poly(A) RNA polymerase activity. Gene Ontology annotation, cellular component: nucleus. Lineage: Eukaryota; Metazoa; Chordata; Aves; Strigiformes; Tytonidae. Bases 1 to 1401 code for a protein of 466 amino acids.
AUGUAUACCAGUGAGGUGCUAGCAACCCCGGUAUACGCUGUUCCACGCAAGAUCCCCCGUCUCACGAUUUAUGAACAGCCCAGACCCUCUUCUAAUAAUCCUCACCUUAUUCCUCGCAGUGACUCAAUUGAGAUAAGGAGUCCCUCCAGGAAAGUUCCUGGGAGCGCCCAAGAGAGUCCUAUUCUCAAGGAGUCCCGCGGGCCCCGCUCCUUUAAUUCCUUUUCACCACUGACACUGAUGCCAACCCCGCGAAACUUUCGUAUUCGCCUUACGGGCAGCGCCGAGGCUUCCCCUGCUCAGGAAUUCCCUAGCCCCAACCACGCGGAACUUUCACUCCGUCUGACAGGCAGGCUUUCCACAGAUUCAGAAAGAAGUGCCUUACCUUUCCAGGGGACGUUGCGAGGAGCUUUAUGGGUCGAGAAUGAUGGCUCUCCCCGAGAAUUCCUCGGUGCCAGCUGGAGUUCGAUCAGUGCUCGAUCCCGUCCAGUCUCACUCGCAAGUAUUUCUAUGCUGCAGAACCAGCCUCAAAGGGACUAUGGAAUUACUUCUCCCAUUAUCUUGGCUUCUAAUGUUGAUAUAGAUUGCAUCCAUAAUCAGAAGCUAGUUGAACCAAGGAAGCCAUUUUGGAUAUUUGAAGAGGAGGAAGAACUGAAUCACCAUUUCCUUUACAAGCUGGUGGUUCUUGGUAAACUAAAUUACUUGGUCAAAGAAUGGAUUUCAGAAUUUAGUGAGAGCAAGAAUCUUCCCCCUUCAGUAGCAGCAAAUGUUGGUGGCAAAAUACUUAUAUUUGGUUCUUACAGUCUUGGAGUACACACUAAAGGUAGAACUUUCAUUGUCUGUGCUGACAUAGUUUCUGUUUGUGUUGCUCCUAGACAUGUAGAAAGAUCAGAUUUUUUUCAGUUGUUCUUUGAAAAACUAAAACAUCAGGAGGAAAAAAAAAAUUUACAGGCAGUUGAGGAUACGUGUGUAACAGUUGUCAAGUUUGAGUUUGAUGGUAUUGAGGUGGAUCUUAUGUUUGCCGGACCAUCUGUGCAAACUGUUUCUGAUAAUCUUAAUCUCAGAGAUAACUCACGUCUGAAAAGCCUGGAUAUGAGUUUUAUGUGGAGCUUGAAUGGCUACAGAGCUACUGAUGAAACACUGCAUCUAGAGCCAAAUGAGGAGAACUUCCAGCUCACAAUCCAUGCAGUUAAACUGUGGGCAAAAUGGCACAGUAUUUACUCCAACAUGCUGGGAUUUCUUGGUGGUGUUUCCUGGGCAGUGCUAGUAGCAAGAACAUGUCAACUCUAUCCAAGUACCAAGAAAGGCAAAUCCAAGAGGAGAACAUUAACUGCAUUCCCCAAAGGGGAGGUGCAAACUGAAGGAGGGCAACUCAUCGGCCCCUGUCAGAGUUUCAACACUUGA